Messenger RNA from Synchytrium microbalum, 1161 nucleotides. RefSeq lists its product as uncharacterized. Gene Ontology annotation, cellular component: membrane. Lineage: Eukaryota; Fungi; Chytridiomycota; Chytridiomycetes; Synchytriales; Synchytriaceae. Bases 1 to 1161 code for a protein of 386 amino acids. The record is from RefSeq and is a predicted model, not a curated record. The transcript has 10 exons. Gene Ontology annotation, molecular function: chitin deacetylase activity. Gene Ontology annotation, biological process: carbohydrate metabolic process.
AUGAUUGGAAAAGUCUUAAUCUCAUCUUUCGCUCUCGCAACAACCGUCUCUGCUCUCUGGAACCCUUCUACAGCUUCACCUACCGCUUGGCAAUAUCCAACACAAGAUGUAGUCGUUGAAGCGGAUCCUACUAUCACUGGUAACGUCCUCUUAUUUACCUUUUUAAAAAUUCAGGAUGCCAUGUACAAUCUCAACGGUAUUCCCACAACUGUGAGUGUUGUUCCUCAACUUGCUCUAUACACUUCUCCUGGAGUUAUCACGACUGGACCCAAUGGAACUCGAAUGAUUGCUGCUCUCACUUUCGACGAUGGUCCAAGUCUUGGAAACAGUGAACUGCUUUACGAUCGGUUGGAUGCUCAUCCCGACGUUACUCUAUUCGUUGUCGGCAGCCGUGUCUUUGACGCUCCUGUACUGCUCCUGCGUGCACACAAGGCUGGGAUUGCAAUUUGUGCUCAUACUUGGAGUCAUCCAUACUUUUCUACUCUCGACAACAAAGUGAUUCUUGCAGAGAUGGAAUGGACUUCUAGUAUCUUCGAAGACGUAAUUGGCAUGAGGCCAGUCUGUGUUCGACCACCGUUUGGAGACUUGGAUGCUCGUUCAGAAUCAGUCCUUACGGCUGCUGGAUAUUUAAGGAUCUAUAUGUGGUCUCAAGACUCUACUGACUCUGCUGAUGGGGCUACUACUGCUACCACUUUGAGCACCAUGAAAACCUUCUUAGAUCAACAAGUCGCGGGUACUUUGAAUGGUGAACAAGGUGGAAUAUUCCUUCAGCAUGAUCUUUUACCAGUCCUCGACUAUGCCCUCUCCAAAGGCUUAAAGAUCGUACCCGCAUGCGUAUUGAUGAGAACUGGAAUUCGAUACCGUGUGAAUGGAACCGUUGUUAACAUGACUCCUUCAUCUGCAAACCCUGUAAUGGCAUCACCAUCACUUAUGCUGAAAGCAUCUGCAGUAGCAUUCCCUAUUAAAACAUCUGCAAUGGCAUCACCAACAGCCAAUGUUAAGCCAGUUUUGAUGGGAUCACCAACGCCUAAAAUGAAAUCAGCUCAGCCUUUUGCAAUCGUGACUCCUUCAACGCAGUCUGCUUUUGCAAGCUCUGGGGCUUCCUUGACGGGAUCUGGGGUGUCGAUCGCGGUUUUGCUCUUGGCUGUCUUGCUCGUGUGA